Cyprinodon variegatus (sheepshead minnow) is the source of this 2015-nucleotide messenger RNA. It is a transcript of the gene fam102a, whose product is annotated as family with sequence similarity 102 member A. The record is from RefSeq and is a predicted model, not a curated record. The coding region runs from base 283 to 1449 and encodes 388 amino acids. Lineage: Eukaryota; Metazoa; Chordata; Actinopteri; Cyprinodontiformes; Cyprinodontidae. The transcript is spliced from 12 exons.
CGCCGGAGACACGCAGCGGGUGUGAAUGCGGGCUGCGGGGAUCAACCCGCUCUAAGAGCUGCUGAAGUUUGACCAGCAGGAAGUUCCGAUCCGUCCGAAGCCGCUUCAGACCCAGAAGGAUGAACUGCAGGCGGGACGUGCGGUCCUCAGUAAUGAUUAACCUGGAAGAGAAGAAGGAAAUCCUGCCUCCUCUUUAGAACCUGAUCCACUGCUCCUCUUUAUUUAUUCAACCUCCUGUUGCUCCUCCUCAGGAUCAGCUCCCUGCAGCAGCAGCUGGGCAACAUGGCCUUUUUAACCAAAAAGAAAAGGUUCAAGUUUCAGGUGCAUUUCACUCUGGAGGAGCUGACAGCAGUGCCCUUUGUCAAUGGAGUCCUGUUCUGUAAGAUCCGGCUGGUGGAUGGGGGGGACUUUGCCAGCACAUCAUCCAGGGAGGAGGUUCAGCAGAACUGUGUUCGAUGGGGGAAGAAGUUCUCCUUCGUGUGUAAAAUGAGUGCCAAUCCCAUUACAGGAGUGUUGGACCCCUGCAUCUGCAGAGUCUCUGUACGCAAGGAACUGAAGGGAGGAAAAUCCUUCUCUAAGCUGGGUUUCGCUGAUCUCAACAUUUCUGAGUUCGCGGGUUCAGGCUCGACGUUCCGCUGCUGCAUCCUGGAGGGUUACGACACUAAAAACACUCGGCAGGACAACUCCAUUCUCAAGGUUACCAUUGGGAUGACUCUUUUGUCUGGGGACCCCUGCUUUAAAACGCCCCCCAGUACGGCUAAAUCUGUGCUGAUUGGUGGCGAGGAUCCCAACCUGCAGCUGGACUGUAAGGGGGAGAGCACCAACGCCACAUUGCAGCCACUCGGGCGCAUCGUAGAGGGAACUAGUGCCUUCAAACCCCGACAAUCAUCAGUACGUAGUUCAGGGCUUUCUGAUCAUGGAGACAGCCUUCCGAGUCCAGAUGAGGUCUUCCUGAGUCGGCAUGUUCGGAGCGCCAGUCAGCACAGUAAAAUAUCAGGCUACAGCACAGGUCACUCUCGCUGCUCCAGCCUGAACGACCUCAGUCACCACAGAAACGCCUCCUCCAGCAGCAGCGCCUCCUGCGGGGUCGCUCACUCCUCUCAGCCACCUCCCUCCACUCCCAUCAAUCCUCUACGACAAGCAGCUCCUACCAAGCCGGAGAGACCUCCUCCCCCCUCUGCAGCAGCCAUUCUGUCCAACAGGUCCUCCAGGAGGAAGAAGGAUGCCGUGGAGAGUCGGCACAGCUGCGUGGACGACACGCGCAUCGAUGCCGACGACAUCGUGGAGAAGAUUAUUCAGAGCCAGAAUUUCUCUGAGGGCAGCAGCGAUGAAGACAGCCACUUGAGACUGUUUGUCAGCAAAGAUGGGAGCACCGCCCUCGCCGGGACGCAGCUCGCCACCAGAGGAACGCCUGGGAUCUUUGAGCCGGUGGUGAUAGAGACUCGCUGAGAUUCCUCCUGCUCCUUCCCCUGCUGGCUCUGUCGGAGAUUGUUCUCGUGUGUUAAAUCCGGUGGUGGGAGGCAGUAUUUUGAUGCUGUCUAACAAAGCGAUAGCAGGAAUGUAGUUUGAGCGAGUCAAAGUCCAGGUGCGCCCGACCGCUCAGGAUGAUUCCAUCAAUUCUGUUUAAUCCAGCAGCAAAGACCUGGCAGGAUCCAGGCCUGGCGCCAUCUUUUACGUUUUCAUGUUUUUUUCAUCCUGAUCUCCAAACUGCAGCACACUAAAGGUUAGCGUCGCAGGGGCUCACCACUACGUUUCACUUUAUCUUCAGAAAAUGGAUAAGAUGUAGAUUUAUUUUAAAUGUUUAAUUUUUUCUACCAAAACUGACCUAAGGAAAUGGAUAAAAAGCUGCAAAAAAUCAAGAAAACAGGUGAUAAAACCCAAACUAAACCCCAAAAAAGUUUCAGAUCAGCUGAUUUCUAUUUUGCGAAAAUUUAUAACUAAACUUAAAAGUUUGUGGCGUUUAAAGGAAAAGUCCGGUCGGCAAGAAAUGAUCAAUGGAUCAUUAUUUAUACCUA